UUUUAAAAAAUAUAAAACAUAAUAAACUUUGAAUGAAUGGGUGUUGGCAAUUAUUUAAACACGUUACAGCUCAAGGUCCCCUCAGUCUGGGCGAAUAUGAGGAUUAAGAAAACACGGCGACGAACCACUCCGUCGAACGAGACUGAAAUGGCGACGAUAGCAGCAGCAGCAGCCAAUCUCUCUGCAGCGAGUCGACUCAAUACUCGUGGUUUCUUCAAACCUCUAUCCUCGAUCUUCAACUCUUCUCGUUUCCGGCAUUCCUCAACAAAUAUCCGUGCUUUAUCUGCAAUCGCCACCGUCGGCACCAAGUCGGGAACCGAUUUAAAUGAAAAUGAAAUAAAGGCAAACAGCCAACUACUGGCUUGCCCCAUUUGUCAUGACAUGUUAAUAUGGAAUGGUGAUCCAGUUUUCUCAGUGGAUGCUACACCUAAGUCUAUCUUAAACUGCACCACCUGUAAAAAGGCUUACACCAGUAAUGAAACGCAUCUUGACUUAACAUUAACUAGUGGCUCCAAGAAAUAUAGUGAAUAUGUGCCAGCUUCUUCUGAGCUUUUCAGGUCACCUGUAGUAUCAUUCCUGUAUGAGAGAGGCUGGCGACAAGCUUUUUCAAUAUGGGGUGGUUUCCCGGGCCCAGAGAAAGAGUUUGAAAUGAUGAAAGAUUAUCUUAAGCCAGCCAUCGGAGGAAGCAUUAUUGAUGCUAGUUGUGCUAGUGGGCUGUUCUCGAGGCUUUUUGCAAAAAGUGGUCAAUUUUCUCUUGUUGUUGCACUUGAUUUUUCAGAGUCGAUGUUAAAGCAGUGCUAUGACUUCAUCAAGCAGGAGGAUAACAUUUCUCAAGAGAACUUAAUCUUGGUUAGAGCUGAUAUUGCACGACUUCCAUUUGCUUCGAAUUCUAUUGAUGCUGUGCAUGCUGGUGCAGCUCUUCAUUGUUGGCCCUCACCUUCUGCUGGCGUAGCUGAAAUAAGUCGAAUUCUUCGACCUGGAGGAGUUUUUGUUGCCACCACCUACGUAGUAGACGGCCCUUAUUCAUUUAUACCUUUUUUGUCGCCUUUACGCCAGAAUAUCGGGCAGAUAUCAGGGAGCCACAUUUUCCUAUCUGACCGUGAAUUAAAAGACCUGUGCUCAACUUGUGGGCUGGUGGAUUACACAUGCGUUAGAAACAGACGAUUUGUUAUGAUUUCUGCCCGCAAGCCCAACUGAACAUGCGUGGUUGAAUCUUCGUAAUUUGUAUUAUAUCAUGCUGUAAAUGAAUAAUUCACCAGGAAAUUGAUUUAUGUAAAAUGCAAGAAAACUCACUUGUAAACAACCCGAAUUGUUUAUUCAUGUAAUGAAAUAACGAAAUUAAGCCUGAAUAA
Messenger RNA from Helianthus annuus (common sunflower), 1352 nucleotides. RefSeq lists its product as uncharacterized. The coding region runs from base 37 to 1197 and encodes 386 amino acids. Gene Ontology annotation, molecular function: S-adenosylmethionine-dependent methyltransferase activity. The transcript has 9 exons. The record is from RefSeq and is a predicted model, not a curated record. Lineage: Eukaryota; Viridiplantae; Streptophyta; Magnoliopsida; Asterales; Asteraceae.